AUGGCUGCAGAGAACCCCGUGGAAAGACUCCAGGAGGAAGCGACAUGUCCCGUCUGUCUGGAAUAUUUCACAGAACCUGUCAGUGUGGAGUGUGGUCACAAUUUCUGCCGAGCCUGCAUCAGCCAGUGCUGGGAGGGAUCCGAUACAGCCGCCUCCUGCCCUCAGUGCAGAGAAACUGUGCAGCAGAGAAACCUCAGACCCAACAGGCAGCUGGCAAAUGUCAUAGAACUCGUCAAGCGGUUGAGUUUACAGGCAGCAAAGGGAGCAGGAGGGGACAGGGUGUGUGAGAGACACCAGGAGGCUCUGAAACUGUUCUGUGAAGAGGAUCAAACCCCCAUCUGUGUGAUCUGCAGAGAGUCCCGGACUCACCGCGCUCACACAGUGGUUCCCAUCCAGGAGGCUGCCCAGGAGUACAAGGAAAGAAUCCAGGCCCAUUUGAAAACUCUGAGGGAAGAGAGAGAAAAGCUGCUGGGAUUGAAAGCAACUGGAGAGAGGAAUUGCCGGGAAUAUCUGAAACAAACACAAACCGAGAGGCAGAAGAUUGUGUCUGAAUUUCAGCAAUUGCAGCAGUUCCUGGAGGAACAAGAGCGACUCCUGCUGGCCCAGCUGGAGGAGCUGGACAAGGAGAUUGUGAGGAUCCAGAAUGAAAAUGUCAGUAAACUCUCCGAGCAGAUUUCCCAUCUGAGUGAGCUGAUCAGUGAGCUGGAGGGGAAGUGUCAGAAGCCAGCGAGUGAAUUCCUACAGGAUGUCAGAACCACCUUGAGCAGGUGUGAGAAGGGGAAGUUCCAGCAGCCGGAAGAGAUUUCUCCUGAAGUGGAAGAGCGAGUCAGUGAUUUCUCCCAGAAAAUGAUUCUGCUAUUGGACAUUCUGGGGAAGUUCAAAGACACUCUGCCAUCUGAAUUGGAGAGAAAAAGGGGAGGAUCAUUUGGAGCACACAGACGGGCGAAUGUGUCUCUGGAUCCAGACACGGCUCAUCCCAUCCUCAUCCUGUCUGAGGAUCAGAAAAGUGUGAGAUGGGGAGACAUGCAGCAGCAACUGCCCAACAAUCCUGAGAGAUUUGACACUGAGCCCUGUGUGCUGGGCUGUGAGGGAUUCACCCGGGGGAGACAUUGCUGGGAGGUGGAGGUGGGGGAUGGGCCAUUCUGGGCUGUGGGGGUGGCCAGAGAGUCUGUGGGGAGGAAGGGAGAGAUCAGCUAUAGCCCUGAGGGAGGGAUCUGGGCUGUGCAGCAGUGGAAGGAUCAGUUCCGGGCUCUCACCUCCCCUGAGACCCCCCUGCCCCUGAGCCGGGCCCCCAGCAGGAUCCGGGUUUGUCUGGACUGUGACUGGGGGCAGGUGACAUUUAUCGAUGCUGGUGACGAGGCCCCGAUCUUCACUUUCCCACCGGGCUCCAUCCCUGGGGGGAGAAUCCGACCCUGGCUCUGGGUGGGGCUGGGAUCCCAGCUCAGACUGUGCGGGGCAGAGUGUGAAUUCAGGAAAUUGAAACUAACCCUGAUCCACUGCCCAGAGGGAGCCAUGGCUGCAGAGAACCCUGUGGAAAGUCUCCAGGAGGAAGCGACAUGUCCCGUCUGUCUGGAAUAUUUCACAGAACCAGUCAGUGUGGAGUGUGGGCACAAUUUCUGCCGAGCCUGCAUCAGCCAGGGUUGGGAGGGAUCCGAUACAGCCGCCUCCUGCCCUCAGUGCAGAGAAACUGUGCAACAGGGAAACCUCAGGCCCAACAGGCAACUGGCAAAUGUCGUAGAACUCGUCAAGCAACUGAGUUUACAGGCAGCAAAGGGAGCAGGAGGGGACAGGGUGUGCGGGGAGCACCAAGAGGCUCUGAAACUGUUUUGUGAAGAGGAUCAAACCCCCAUCUGUAUGGUGUGUGACAGAUCCCGGGCUCACCGUGCUCACACGGUGGUUCCUAUCCAGGAGGCUGCACAGGAGUACAAGGAAAGAAUCCAGGCCCAUUUGAAAACUCUGAGGGAAGAGAGAGAAAAGCUGCUGGGAUUGAAAGCGACUGGAGAGAGGAAUUGCCGGGAAUAUCUGAAACAAACACAAACCGAGAGGCAGAAGAUUGUGUCUGAAUUUCAGCAAUUGCAGCAGUUCCUGGAGGAGCAAGAGCGACUUCUGCUGGCCCAGCUGGAGAAGCUGGACAAGGAGAUUGUGAGGAUCCAGAAUGAAAAUCUCAGUAAACUCUCCGAGCAGAUUUCCUGUCUGAGUGAGCUGAUCAGUGAGCUGGAGGGGAAGUGUCAGAAGCCAGCGAGUGAAUUCCUACAGGAUGUCAGAACCACCUUGAGCAGGUCUGAGAAGGGGAAGUUUCAGCAGCCGGAAGAGAUUUCUCCUGAAGUGGAAGAGCGAGUCAGUGAUUUCUCCCAGAAAAUGAUUCUGCUAUUGGACAUUCUGGGGAAGUUCAAAGACACUCUGCCAUCUCAACUGGAGAGAAAAAGGGGAGGAUCAUUUGGAGCCCACGGACAGGUUAAUGUGACUCUGGAUCCAGACACGGCUCAUCCCAACCUCGUCCUGUCUGAGGAUCGGAAAAGUGUGAGACGGGUAGACACGCGGCAGGAUCUUCCCAACAACCCUGAGAGAUUUGACACUUGGCCCUGUGUGCUGGGCUGUGAGGGAUUCACCUCAGGGAGACAUUGCUGGGAGGUGGAGGUGGGGAGUGAGGGAGGCUGUGCUGUGGGGGUGGCCAGAGAGUCUGUGGGGAGGAAGGGAAAGAUCAGCUGUAGCCCUGACGGGGGGAUCUGGGCUGUGGGGUGGUUGGGGGAUCAGUUCUGGGCUCUCACCUCCCCUGAGACCCCCCUGCCCCUGAGCCAGGCCCCCAGCAGGAUCCGGGUUUGUCUGGACUGUGACCGGGGGCAGGUGACAUUUAUCGAUGCUGGUGACGAGGCCCCAAUCUUCACUUUCCCGCCGGGCUCCGUCCCUGGGGGGAGAAUCCGACCCUGGUUCUUUGUGGGGCCAGGAUCCCAGCUCAGACUGUGUCCCUGAGACAUGCACCAGAGGCAGGAACCGGAAAUCAGCCUCUCUAGCCUCAUGGAUCCCAGUCUCUAUGAUUGUGGAGGACUCCCGUCUACCCAGCCUCUGGCUCCUCAUCUCUAUGGCCCCUGGAAGCACCUCCCCCGCCCUCUCUGCAGCCUCAGGGAUGAGGGGAG
Mauremys mutica (yellowpond turtle) is the source of this 3134-nucleotide messenger RNA. RefSeq lists its product as uncharacterized. Lineage: Eukaryota; Metazoa; Chordata; Testudines; Geoemydidae. The record is from RefSeq and is a predicted model, not a curated record. Gene Ontology annotation, molecular function: zinc ion binding; protein binding. The transcript has 14 exons. The coding region runs from base 1 to 2970 and encodes 989 amino acids.